Gastrolobium bilobum is the source of this 2855-nucleotide messenger RNA. RefSeq names its product U-box domain-containing protein 17. Gene Ontology annotation, cellular component: cytoplasm; nucleus. Gene Ontology annotation, molecular function: ubiquitin-protein transferase activity; protein binding. Lineage: Eukaryota; Viridiplantae; Streptophyta; Magnoliopsida; Fabales; Fabaceae. The coding region runs from base 441 to 2588 and encodes 715 amino acids. The record is from RefSeq and is a predicted model, not a curated record. Gene Ontology annotation, biological process: cell surface receptor signaling pathway; protein ubiquitination. The transcript has a single exon.
UUACGGUUUAGAAAAAUUAGAAAUUGAGAAAACGAAGUCUUUGGAAAUUCAGUCCCUUUUAUCUCCUCUGUCUCAAACCAAUACGCGGAUUCGGCCGAAUUUUUAAUUCUCUUUCUCAAUCUCAAUCUCUUAUUCUUAACCCUUUGAACAUUCAAACUCCACCCAACAACAACAACAACAACAACAACAACUGUUUCAUAGUCUCUCUUCUCUUGCGCGUGCUGUGCCGAUUGGGAAGCCAGAAAGUUUUUCCCAGAAAAUUCCACAGAUCUGAUUAAGCGUCGGAAAGUUUCGCAAGUCCUUGUCUUUCUCCGUUAAAAUUGCUUGGUUCCUGAAAUUAGUAUCUGGGUUUCGAAGAUAACAUCACCCAAGUGGAGUUUCAAGGUCGUUUGUAUCAUCUUGUGGAUUUGGAAACCCUAGAAUUUCCUUUGCCGGUUUCAAUGGCUUCAGGGGCUAUUUUCUCGUCGCUGCGGCGGAGAAGGUCGCCGACGUUGGAAGCGUUUCUUGCCCCCGUUGACCUGAGCGACGUUGCCCUGGUUCAAACCCUUGUUUCCGUGGUCAGCGAGCUUGUGUCGUGCUUUUCAAAGCGCUCCUUCCACUUCCAGCGCAAGAACUCGCGGUCUCUGAUCCGAAAGGUGGAGGUUUUUCAGUUGCUUUUGGAGUAUUUGAGUGAUUCUGGAACGUGUCUUCCACCUACCGCGGUGCUUUGUCUUAAGGAGCUUUAUCUGCUGCUGUAUCGGUCCAAGAUUCUCCUUGAUUAUUGCGCGCAAUCGAGUAAGUUGUGGCUUUUGCUUCAGAACCAUUCAAUUUCUGGUCACUUCCAUGAUUUGAACCAAGAGAUUUCGACCCUUAUGGAUGUUUUUCCGAUUAAGGAUGUUGAGUUGAGUAAGGAUGUCAGGGAACAGGUUGAGCUGUUGCAGAAGCAAUCAAGGAGAGCUAAGCUCUUUAUAGACAUGAAAGAUGAUGCUCUCAGGAUCCGCUUCUUUUCAUUUCUUGAUGAGUUUGAGAAUGGUCGGAUUCCUGGUUCAGCUGAAUUACAAUCUUUCUAUGUUGAGAAAUUGCAGAUUCUGGAUGCUACGAGUUGUAGAGCUGAAAUUGAAGCUUUGGAGGAGCAGAUUGUUAAUCAUGAGGGUGAUAUUGAGCCUACAAUUUCUGUGCUUAACGGGUUGGUGGCCAUGACUCGGUAUUGCAGAUUUUUGCUUUUUGGAUUUGAGGAAGAUGAACUUGAUUUGGAAAAUGGAAGUCAGAAGAAGCGUAAAAAGAGAUUGAUUACUAAAGAAAUUGCUGAAACAUUUUUAACUGUUCCAAAGGACUUUUGCUGUCCAAUAUCAUUGGAUAUGAUGAGAGACCCAGUGAUAAUUUCCACAGGUCAAACUUAUGAUAGGAGUUCCAUUUCCCGGUGGUUGGAUGAAGGGCACACAACUUGCCCAAAAACAGGUCAAAUGCUUGCCCACACUCGCGUUGUUCCUAACCGUGCUCUGAGGAAUUUGAUUGUGCAGUGGUGCACUGCACAUGGAAUUCCCCUUGACCCCCCAGAGGUCAUGGAUGCAAUGGUUGAAGCUUUUGCAUCAGCUUGUCCCACCAAUGCUGCCCUUGAAGCCAACAGAGCCACGGCAACACUUCUCAUUCAACAGCUAGCUAAUGGAUCACAAUCUGGAAAGACUGUAGCCGCUCGGGAGAUACGAUUGCUGGCAAAAACUGGAAAAGAAAACCGUGCCUUCAUUGCAGAAGCAGGAGCAAUUCCAUAUCUUAGCAACUUACUUUCAUCCCCUAAUGCUGUUGCCCAGGAGAAUUCCGUGACCGCAUUGCUCAACCUAUCCAUUUUUGAGAAAAACAAAAAUAGGAUCAUGGAUGAGGAAGGUUGUCUGGGAUCAAUUGUUGAUGUGUUGAGAUUUGGGCACACAACAGAAGCAAGGGAAAAUGCUGCUGCGACAUUGUUCAGCCUAUCUGCCGUUCAUGACUACAAGAAAAUAAUUGCAGAUAAGAUGGGAGCUAUUGAAGCCCUUGCAGGGCUAUUGCAAGAAGGGACACCAAGGGGAAAGAAGGAUGCUGUCACAGCUUUAUUUAAUCUUUCCACACACACUGAGAAUUGUGUUAGAAUGAUAGACGCAGGUGCAAUAACAGCUCUAGUUGGGGCUUUGGGGAAUGAAGGAGUUGCUGAGGAAGCAGCAGGUGCAUUGGCCUUGAUAGUUAGGCAACCCAUUGGGGCCAAAGCAGUAGUGAGUGAGGAAGCAGCAGUUGCUGGAUUGAUUGGAAUGAUGCGUUGUGGAACACCAAGAGGUAAAGAGAAUGCGGUGGCGGCCUUGCUUGAGUUGUGCCGGAGUGGCGGUGCAGCUGCAACAGAAAGGGUGGUUAAGGCGCCAGCUUUGGCUGGAUUACUUCAAACCCUGCUUUUUACAGGGACAAAGAGGGCAAGAAGAAAAGCAGCUUCACUUGCUAGAGUGUUUCAGAGAUGUGAAUAUGCAUCUAUGCACUAUGGUGGAUUAGGUGUAGGCUAUGCAUUUGCUAGCAAUUCAGCUCCACCUAGGGAUACAAGCUUUGCCGGUGAUGUUUCAGUACCAAUGUCCAUUUCUGUACCUGUUUUAUAGUGGUAAUACGUCUGUGUUUAUUACGUUCCCAAUUUUUGUUGCUAGUCUUUACAGAUUCUUUCAUUGAAAUUAAAGUCAUAAGAAAUUAUAGCAAUACCAUGUGAUGUAUUCUAAGAGAUCGACCAGUGUUGUUGAGCAGAUUGCUUCAGCAUGUGUAAUGAGUUAUAUCAAGCAAAAUUAGAGAAUGCUUUACAGAAGAGUUGGACCAUUUAAGGUGUCAUAUGUAUUUAUUUUUUCUCUUGGCCACCACUGCAGAUAAAUCUUUAA